Trichophyton verrucosum HKI 0517 is the source of this 801-nucleotide messenger RNA. RefSeq lists its product as uncharacterized. Lineage: Eukaryota; Fungi; Ascomycota; Eurotiomycetes; Onygenales; Arthrodermataceae. The coding region runs from base 1 to 801 and encodes 266 amino acids. The record is from RefSeq and is a predicted model, not a curated record. The transcript is spliced from 4 exons.
AUGCUCUCCUGGCGGAAGGAAGAUGCAGGGAAACAGUCAAGAAAGGCGAGAUUAGAGGGUCUAAAAGAGGCCGGAAAGGCUGCUGGACGGGGUGGUGGAGGGCGCAAGUCUGACCGGAGCGUCAAGAGUUGGACUGACGGUUGCACACGCCGUGGGAGGCUUUCGUCUGUCGUCGUCUUCGUCCUCUUUUGCUGCUCGCCUGCUGCUGCUGCUGCUGGUGGGCGGUUUUGCGGGCGAGCGAGCGAUGUGACCCUCGGGACGACGAUCAGCGUAAAAAAGGACGUCGAGGUUUUUUUUUUUUGCCCUCUCUUUGACCUGGAUUUUUUUUCUUCUUCUUCACCCGCAGGCCAAACGAGUCAUCCUGCGAGACUCUGGUCGACCGUCUCCUUUCUUUUUUCUUCGCCGGUGGAGUCGACGGCUGUUUUCUUUGCUGGAGACAGUCCCGAUUGCACGGCCGGCUUCAUCACUGCCAGUGGUGGUGGGCUUCUAGAGACGAGAGACGGCCAUGCCUACGCCAGGGAGAGAGAGAGAGAGAGAGGCAGAGAAGACAGACCGAGAGGGAGUUUUCCUUUCCUCCAGCUACGAUCGAAGGUACGAGAGGCAGAGAAAAAGUUUCUACUUGCAUAUCCGUAUACAUAUGGUACUAAUAUACGCCUAUGGAACCAUGUUGAAGAAAAGGCUGUGUUCCUCGCUGUUACAUCUGACGUUGAGUUGGCUCUUGGAUUGGGAUACAGACUGAGAAUCAGGGAGAGCAGAGACAGAGAGGACAGGAUAGCCACGCAGCAGGAGAGGACUAGUUAA